GCCACUGUAUAAUUGUCAAACCCGAAUUUUUGUUUUAUAUUUCGAUUUUUGACAACAUGUGAGGUUGGCAUCCGAAAAGAUGGUUAGAGAAACAGUUUUGACAUAAUUCCCUAUUAUUUUGUGAUACAUAAUUAGUGACUUGCAGGAAUAAGAGAAACAAGCAAAAAAAGAAUCCCUUUUCUGGGUGGGUAUAAGGUUAAGAAGGUUACAAACUACUAGUGUGUAGUUAGGAUGUCAAUAAAAGAUGAAGGGUUUUGUACUUGGUUACAUAACACUGUGGAUAAAUUUAUUAGUUUAUCCAACUGUCAAAGAAAUGAAGCACUUGAUACCUUGAUAAAUGCAUCAGGUGCUGAACAGUUAACACAUUUAGCAGAUGUUCUUCCAUCUCUAAUUUAUAGAGAUUUUCUAGUGCUUUUACCACAAGAAAUCAGAUAUCAUGUAUUGAAGUUUUUGGAUGGAAAAUCAUUAAUUAGAUGUUCGCAAGUCUCACCAAAAUGGAAUCACAUCAUAAACAGUGCAUCCAAGGUGUGGUGGGAGAAGAUGCUCGCAAUUGGAUCUGUAGAUAUUUUGUAUUGUUCAAAGGAUACUUCAAAAUAUAUACAUCUUUACAGACAGAUAACUAGACUAUUUAGAUAUUGUUCUACUAAAAGAUGUAUUGAUACUCGUAAAUUGACUAGCCAUGAGAGUAGAGUCAUGGCUAUCAGUUAUAAAAAUGGGAAAAUUGCAUCAGGUUCAGAUGAUCAUACAGUAAAGAUAUGGGAUGCUCACACAGGAAGAUUAUUACAUUCCAUUAAUACACAUACAGUUUGUGAUCUGUGGUUUGAUGAUAAACAGGUCUAUACUUCUUCUUUUGAUUGUACCAAUGCUUGUUGGAACAUUGCCUCUGGUAGCAUGAGACAUCAACUAGUCGGUCAUACAUCAGCUAUAUUCAGUAUUGAUGUUGCAGAUGAUCAUAGUAUGAUCUUAACCGGAUCAUCUGAUAAGUCUGUUAAACUUUGGUCCCUGGCAGCUUUACAACCUGUGCUAGUCACUACACUACAACACUAUCACCGAGAAUGGGUAACUAAGGUCAAAUUUUUGACCACAAAUGGAGAAACAAACUAUAAAGAGAAUGUUACAUUUGCUAGUGUUGAUAAACAAUCAUGUUUCAUAUGGAGACAAAUAUCCGAAGGGGAGAUAGGCCGAAUUCAUACUUUACAUUCCAAACAGGGAAGCCAGUACACAAAUUUCCUUCAUCAUAAAAGUGAUAGUUUUGCUCUGUGUACCUGGAGUGAUAGUGAAUUAAACACUUAUAUUACAAUAUAUUCAUUCAGUGACGAUAAUAUGAUACAGUUACAGAAUAUCAAACUUGGUCCUAAUAUACCUCUACGUGCCCAGUUACUUGGUGUUGGUAAAAAAUUUGCUGUUUUAACUGGUUCCGCUGAUAUAGAUGCUUUGUAUGUAUAUAACCUAAUUCUAGAAAAAUGUGUUACUAAAAUUCCAAUUCCGCCUUGUAGAUCUACGAGAAAUGGUGCCUCAUUAACCCUCGGUAACAAAGAAUGGUUGAAUGGAUUGGACGGAACUAUACCUACUGGAACAUUGUUUGCUGCCUGCCCACAAAAUGAUAACGUCUGUCUUGUACUCAACUGGAAAUCAUGAGAAGAAGCACUACAUGUUUAUAUUAUAAACUGUCCUUCAACUGAGUGUGUCAGUCCAGGUUUAAAUAGUGCUCAGACAAAUAUUUGAAUAUUUAAAUUCAAAAGAAUAUUGUAGCUCAAACAGAACACUUUCCUAGGUGGAAUACCACUGUUAAAUCACAUUUAAUGGACCUCUAAAUGUGAUGGGCUACUUGUUGCAUAUGAAAAACUCAUUAUCACAAACUAUUCUUUUUGCAGUCAGUGUGUCUAAAAAAUUACACUUCAAAACUUUAUUCCACAAAUAUUAAUGAAACAACAAAAUAUACUAUGCACAAAGAAAAAAGUAUCAAGGCAGCCUUAUUUGAAUAUACUAGUGUUUGAUCAGAUGUUUUAGCUAUUUUAGAUUCUGAGAGGUAUGCAGUUUUUCCUGAAAUGCCUCAAGGAAACACUGAACCAGCAAAGAAAGACAAAAAAAUGAAGUUUAAGUAGAGGAUUUAAUCCGGUUCUGUUGAAAAGGGUAAAACUAAGUCCAAUCAACUAUAGCUGGUACAGGUCAAUAGGAAAUCCUACAGUUUAGCUCAUUUUAUGUUCAAGUUAUCAAAGCAGUGCAAAAAGUCAAUAUCUGGUGAACAAGAGAAAGCGACUCUCAUCCGACCAAUGAAUUUUUCCCAUUACCUCAUGUUCUAAUGAUAAGGUGCUCGGCACCAGGCUUGCCAUGGAGCCUUAUGGUCACGUGAGAAGAGAGGUCUGUAUGCAGGACAGAAUACAUCAAAAUUCUCAUUCCACUUUCACAUACAUUUAUAUGUAUAUUUAUAUGCAUAAUAAUUACUUGCAUAAACAUUCGGCUGUUGCCAUACUUUCCUCUUAGUUGUAUCUUAACGAUAAAUAGUUGCUAAGUCACGUGACUGGUGCAGUAUUUUUGCAGGGGGGGGGGGUCUAGGUUGGAUAAUUGCUUAACUAAUUGGUAAAAAAGAUUCAAUUUGGUGCAUUCUGACGUAUUUCCGGGAGGUAAAUUCCAAAAUUACAGGUCUAAAAUCGCCAAUAAAAUCGCAUAAAAUGUCCUUAAAAUGUUGAGGGGGAAUAAUAAUAAUAAUAAAACAUAAGCGGUGAAUAUGUUAUGUGUCAAAUUUUUUUAAAAAUCUUAUAAAUUCCGCUAGCAUAUUUUUUUAUUUUUUUAAAAUUUGAUAAAAUAAAUGACCAGGUUUUUUUUCUUAUCAACGCUGCCGAUAAAAUUAAAAAGCAAACACAACAAUAUUCAACAUCAACAGGCGA
Messenger RNA from Patella vulgata (common limpet), 2888 nucleotides. RefSeq names its product F-box/WD repeat-containing protein 2. The record is from RefSeq and is a predicted model, not a curated record. Lineage: Eukaryota; Metazoa; Mollusca; Gastropoda; Patellidae. Bases 232 to 1638 code for a protein of 468 amino acids. Gene Ontology annotation, molecular function: protein binding. The transcript is spliced from 6 exons.